Messenger RNA from Poeciliopsis prolifica (blackstripe livebearer), 1548 nucleotides. RefSeq lists its product as uncharacterized. Lineage: Eukaryota; Metazoa; Chordata; Actinopteri; Cyprinodontiformes; Poeciliidae. The coding region runs from base 735 to 1442 and encodes 235 amino acids. The transcript is spliced from 4 exons. Gene Ontology annotation, biological process: intrinsic apoptotic signaling pathway in response to DNA damage by p53 class mediator; cellular response to gamma radiation. The record is from RefSeq and is a predicted model, not a curated record.
GCGCUGCAGCGCUCUCCUCCCCCUCUCCUGCCUCCUCCUCCCUGAAGAUCCAGGCGUGUUUUCUCGUUGGAAACGGUGGUUAGAAUCGCUUGAAGGAAGGGAGUGGAGCUCGGGAAGGUGUUUCUCUUUUAUCCGUGAGCGAUCGAGCGACAUAAUCCAUCGCAGUUGACCCGUUUGACGCAGGAAACGGGGACACAAGGAGCCGCGAAGCCUCGCCGGAGCCCAAAUAAGAAGCUUUAGGUUCACACGGGUUCGCCGCGUCGCUCCCGUUUUUCUCAUAAAUCUCCCAGCGAGAGGAAGCCCUUUCACGUAUUUCCGCUGCAUUUUUUUUUCAUUCAAUUUUUUCUCCUGUGUGAACCGCUGCGUCCUGACUGCAGAUCGUGCGCUUGGACCCCCUGCUGGAAAAGCCUUUCAACACCAAAUAUAGCCGCUGUUAAUGCAGGGUCUCUGUGGAUCAGGUUCUGGAUAAUUUGAUUUAAUUUGAGGGGAUUUCGUCUAAUUUCGCCGAUCACUUGAUGAUCGGGACCGGGUUUUCUCACGUUCUCCCGCUUUGAGACGCACGUCUGAAGCCCGCUCCGACUGCUCCUCACAGAAGCCAUUUUUGAUUAAACGUUUUUGAUUUCCGAGCCUGCCUGAAGCUCCCCGAGCUGCUCCAGGCUGCAGCGCAAAAACCUGUGCGCGCACAUCUUGGCACGCCGCGUCCACACCCAUCCCCAUUGUUCUCCGACAGGGCCAUGGCUCGGGUUUGGUUGUCCGUCGCUGCGCUGGCUCUCGGCGCGUCGCUGUGCUGGGCCGGGGGCCAGCAGGCCAAGGCGGAGAGCCCGUCGGUGGUCACCCUGCGCACCAUCAUCACGGGGACCUGCCAGGAGAUCCAGCGGUACGCGGAGUCGCUGGUGGGAGCAGGAGUGAUCCGCUCAGCUGCUGAGAGUGCUGUGUUGUAUCUUGAAUCAGUGAUGGGUCAGGAGAACGUCCAAACCUUGGCUAUGUUUCUGUCGACCGCAAUCCGAUUCUUGGCUGAGGGAGCGGCCAGCGGCCUGAACGUCAUCGCCGUUUACGUCACCGAGAUCCUCAGAGUCACAGGAUUUGAUGUUGCAACGUUGCCACGCUUCACCCCAGAGGGCGUGACCACCGUUGCCCAGUGGGGUCUGGUGGGCCUCAUCGCCUACUGGAUUCUGACCAUCCUUCUCCGUUUGCUGAUUGGCGUCUUCAAGCAGCUGUUCUGGGUCGUGAAAACGGUUUUGGCUCUCUGGCUUUUCGGCCUGAUCGUCACUGACAAGCACGCCUCCGCAGAGACGACAGCGAUUCGAGUGGGAGUCCUGGUGCUGGUGGUCGUCCUGCUGACUCUGUUCACUUCAAGCUCCGAGAAGACUUCCGGUUUGGAGAGCCGGCUUAACAAACUGGAGGGGCGGCUGAGGGCAGUGGAGAGGAGGAAAGAGGAGUAGAGUGGGGCGAAGGUGGCGUUCAUGCUGGUGGGGAGAAGUGGCAACAUUUAACGAUUUCUACAUUUGUGACAACUUUGAAAAAUAAAGUUAUCUCUGAGAUUUUUAA